AUGGUGAUUCUACAUGCUUCUGAUGCAAAGGAGACCGUUAAUCUCGCGCGUCAAAUGGGAAGCACCUUUGAUCUGACCGCAAACUGGAUGUCCCAGCUGCUUCCCUACAUCGGGAGUCGAACUAUAGAUACAAUCUGCUUGCCACAGUCCCACGAUGCAGGGCUGUAUGAGAUAUGCAGAACCUGUCGGCUUGGAUCCGAAUCCACGAAAGACAACAUCCCAUCCUCUGUCGCAUCCCUGGUGACCAUGGUGGACUUUAGCUUAGUCGACUGCUACCACGGUGGCGAUGGGGCCUCGCUUGACGAGCUCAUCCGCCAAGUGAACAAGUUCAUGGCCUCACACAACGAGAUCGUCAUUUUGAGUAUCUCCCACGCAUUCAGUUUUGACCGCGAGACAAUCGGCGAAGAAUGGGGACAUCUGCUCAACCAGACGGAAUGGGAGCGACUGCUCACCCAGCUGAGCCAGCUCAACCUUCGCUAUGUGAUGCCGAGCACUCCUGGGCCUAACGACCGCGGCGUGGUCGGGAGGGAGAUCACAGAGAUGCUCGCGGGCAGCACCAGGCCGGCCGUCAUCGUGGCCCUGGGCGGCCUGCGAGACCGGCAAGUCACCCACACGCAGGACACCACUGAAGCCAUCGUGGGCUAUCUCCGAGACACAGGUGGGUUUAUGGCACAGAUUUUGCUGAUUGCAAUGUACAAUGCCUUCCAGAGCUCGUAUCUGCGGCAAGGGUUGUACAGCAUCAUCGAUGUUGCCCGUCUGCUGCGGGCCUCGGAUCUGCCAAAGGUCCCAGACGAGAUAUCCCCAGAGAAAUAUCCUAAUCUCAUCACUAUGGAUAGUAUCGAGGAUGCCGGGCUGGGGUGCGUGACUAUUGCCGUCAAUGGCAAGAUCAUCACGGGCAAGAAUGUUACCUUGGUCUUUGAGAAUGAUCAGGCCAUGUCUAACCCCAUUACUCAUGUAUUACCUGCUAUUAUUUUAAAAUUAUUUCUUCAUCUGGACUUAGAACGUGGUUUGCAAUGA
This is a messenger RNA of Penicilliopsis zonata CBS 506.65, 1017 nucleotides long. RefSeq lists its product as hypothetical. The transcript has 4 exons. Gene Ontology annotation, molecular function: phosphoric diester hydrolase activity. The record is from RefSeq and is a predicted model, not a curated record. Bases 1 to 1017 code for a protein of 338 amino acids. NCBI's taxonomy places the organism in Eukaryota, Fungi, Ascomycota, Eurotiomycetes, Eurotiales, Aspergillaceae. Gene Ontology annotation, biological process: lipid metabolic process.